AUGAAAUUCGAACUUCUACUUUAUAUAUUUUCAUAUUUCUCUCUCUCUCUCUUAAUUCAAGGUUACCAAGACCUUUGGAGAGUCAAGAGACUAAAGAACACCGUAUACCACCCCCCUCUGCUUCUAGCCAUGACACGGCACUGGCUAUCUUUGUUUAUUGGUGUUGUUGCAUUCUCGUCCUUUUAUUAUGUUAAGCAUCUUACAGGGAAGGAGGUCUCAAUUGACCCGCUAGAAAGGUCAUCCCAGAUCGAAACCAUGGUAUUGCAGUCGUGGUCCGACUACGUGAGAAACGGGUGGGGGAAGGAUAUAUACCACCCAAUUUCUCACCAAGGUAAUGACAAUAUGGCAGCGUCGAAAGAACCGCUAGGCUGGAUUAUUGUUGACACAAUCGAUACUUUGCUGCUGCUUCUGAACAACACGCAGUCGGAACACAGAAGAGAUCAAUUGAUCCAGAACGUCCAAUUGUGCACGGAAUGGUGCCAAAAGGUGCUCUCCUAUGAUAUCGACUCCCCAGUUAACAUAUUCGAAACUACAAUUCGUAUGCUUGGAGGGUUGCUAUCAGCGUACCACCUGACGCAAACAACGGCAAACAGCACCAUCGAUGGACAAGUGUUUUUGACCCAGGCAGUUGAUUUGGCCGAGAGGAUCAAACCGGCUUUUUACGAAUCACCAAGCGGCAUCCCAUAUUCAAGUAUUAACCUGCACUCGGGCGAAGCGAUCAGGAACCACGUCGAUAACGGCGCAUCCUCCACCGCGGAAUUUACAACUUUGCAACUAGAGUUCAAAUACCUAGCGUACAUCACUGGUGUAACCGAGUACUGGUCACUAGCAGAACAAGUAUACAAACCGUUGUACGCGGAGAAUGAUCUACUGAACCGCUACGACGGACUGUGCCCAAUCUAUACCAUCCCAGAUACAGCGAAAUUCCACGGCAACAAUAUCAGAUUUGGUUCCCGUGGCGAUUCAUUUUACGAAUACCUGCUGAAACAGUACUUGCAAAGCGGCGAGCCGAUAUAUUACGAACUGUACAGAGAGUCUAUUGAAGGUAUGAAAAGACACUUAGUCCGUCACUCUUCACCUAGCGGGUUCCUGUACAUUGCGGAAAAACCAUGGGGGUUACAUAAUCCAGCGUCUGCUAAAAUGGAUCAUUUGGUAUGUUUCAUGGGUGGCCUUCUUGCCAUGGGUGCAACCGAGGGUUACAAAAUCGAAGAAGCCAGACGUCAACCGUGGUGGGAUUCAAUUAGAGAGGAAGAUUGGCACUUGGCUACAGACUUAACUCACACUUGUUACCAAAUGUAUCACCAAACACCAUCAGGCCUGGCGCCUGAAAUCGUCGUUUUCAACGAUAAAGGUGCCAGGGAGGUCAAGGAGAAUGGAUGGUGGAAAUCCCCAACUGGUGAUUUCUACAUCAAACCAUUGGACGCGCAUAAUCUACAGAGACCUGAGACCGUCGAGUCGAUUAUGUUUUUGUACCAUUUAACAGGUGACAAGAAGUACAGGGAAUGGGGGGCCGAAAUAUUGGAAAGUUUUGAAAAGAAUACAUGCAUACAUUGCGACGACGCAAGUAAAAAGGCGUAUAGCUCUUUGGACAAUGUUAUUAAUGAGCCCUUUAAACGCAAGGACAAUGUGGAAAGUUUCUGGUUGGCCGAAACAUUAAAGUACUUGUACUUGCUAUUUCAAGAAGACGUGGACCUGAAGUCAACUAUUUUUAACACAGAGGCUCACCCGUUCCCCAAGAUGGAUAGGGAAAGACUAUUGGAUUUAAAUUUGAGCACCGGUUGGUCAAUUUAA
Molecule: messenger RNA, 1791 nt
Organism: Huiozyma naganishii CBS 8797
Lineage: Eukaryota; Fungi; Ascomycota; Saccharomycetes; Saccharomycetales; Saccharomycetaceae
Gene: MNS1
Product: mannosyl-oligosaccharide 1,2-alpha-mannosidase
Exons: 1
Coding region: 1-1791 (596 amino acids)
Biological process (GO): N-glycan processing; carbohydrate metabolic process
Cellular component (GO): membrane; endoplasmic reticulum
Molecular function (GO): mannosyl-oligosaccharide 1,2-alpha-mannosidase activity; calcium ion binding
Source: RefSeq, a predicted model, not a curated record